Messenger RNA from Loa loa (African eye worm), 1901 nucleotides. RefSeq names its product ATP-dependent RNA helicase P62. Gene Ontology annotation, cellular component: cytoplasm; ribonucleoprotein complex; nucleus. Gene Ontology annotation, molecular function: RNA helicase activity; ATP binding; RNA binding. The record is from RefSeq and is a predicted model, not a curated record. NCBI's taxonomy places the organism in Eukaryota, Metazoa, Nematoda, Chromadorea, Rhabditida, Onchocercidae. The coding region runs from base 44 to 1765 and encodes 573 amino acids. The transcript is spliced from 12 exons.
UAUCAGAAGUUAACUGGGACAGUGAGCGGGGAUGAACUAGAAGAUGUCAUUGUUUAGCAGCAGCGAUUUGACAUAUGGCCUUUUGCUACGACAGAUCAGGAGGGGUGACUUGUGCAGGGCAUGGGCAGCACAUUGCUCGUCCGUCUCAAGAAAACCUUCAAAAGAUCAACAGAGAGACGUAGACGUAGAGAACGUGACACAACGACGCUUUACUUCCAGAGCUAGCAAUGCAAAGCCUUCUAGCUGGAUUGAUGUGAAUCGAGAAGUGGGACAUCGGCCGGGCACUUUUCGACCUCGAAACGUUGGUUUGGACCGAUUUUUCGAUACCCAACGCCGAAAUGAGCGAUCUACAGUUCGGGAGCAGUGGAAUCGGAGGGGCGUCUUAUCUGAUCGCUUUCGAAGCUCUGGAGGAUCUUGGAACAGAGAUGUUGAAAUGCCAAAAGUCGAUUACAAACACCUUAAUUUACCACCCAUUCAGAAAAAUCUUUACAAGGAAAGUGCUUCAGUUACAAAUAGGAGUGAGAAGGAAAUAGCUGAGUGGUUUACGCAGAAUGAAGUCACCCUAAAGGGGAAGUCAUCUCCUCGCCCCAUUUUCGAAUUCACUGAGGCAGGCUUUCCUCCGGCAGUUGUAGAGAAACUGAAAAAGGCGUGCUUUCAAAAGCCAACUGUAAUACAAUCGAUAUCUUGGCCAGUUGCGUUGACAGGGCAUGAUAUGAUCUCGAUUGCUAGAACAGGCUCAGGCAAAACUUUAGCGUAUACUUUGCCAGGGAUUGUACAUAUGCAAAACCAACAACAGCUGGAAAAAGUUCGAAGUCCCGCAGUACUUAUCUUAGCACCAACAAGAGAGCUGGUGCAACAGAUAAGCUCGAUGGCAAUGAACUUUCACUCUAAAGUGGCAUGUGCUUAUGGUGGUUCUGGACGUGAGCAGCAAGCUAGAACUAUUCAUGAAGGAGUAGACAUCUUAGCAGCAGCGCCGGGUCGUCUAUUAGAUUUUUUGAUUGCGGGUGUUUUGAAUUUAAACCGGUGCACUUAUUUGGUAUUGGACGAAGCUGACCGUAUGUUAGACAUGGGUUUCGAACCGCAAAUACGCAAAAUUGUGUCUAUGAUUAGAUCUGAUCGACAAACUUUGAUGUUCUCAGCGACGUGGCCAAAGGAAGUGCGUAUUUUGGCGAAGGAUUUUCUAACCGAUCCCAUAUUUGUUAAUGUUGGAUCACUUAAACUUGCUGCAAAUAGUAACAUCAUACAACUAGUCGCAGUUGUUGAAGAAAACGAGAAAGAAGAAAAACUGCUAGAGUUUUUAGGCAGGACGUCAAGCGAGCAACAAUGCAAAACAUUGGUUUUCGUUGGUAUGAAACGUACAGCUGAUUGGUUAACACGACUGAUUCGCAAGAAGGGAUAUCCAGCUUUGAGCUUACAUGGUGAUAAAUCUCAAGCAGAACGGAAUUUUGUUAUGAACGAUUUCAAAAAUGGUGAAUGUGCGAUUCUGGUCGCAACAGAUGUUGCCGCUCGCGGUUUGGACGUAAAUGACAUCAAAUAUGUUAUCAAUUUCGACUGUCCAAAGAAUAUUGAAGAUUAUAUACACAGAAUUGGACGAACUGCUCGCCAUGACAAAACUGGCACUUCGUACACCUUGUGCACACUCAAUGAUGCACCUAUAGUUAACGAUCUUGUUGACAUUUUGAAAGAAGCCAGACAGGCAGUUCCCUCAGAUUUAUUGGAGCUUGUUAGUAGACGUCCUGCAAAAUCUUUCAGAGGAAGAUUCUAACCAGUAAUAUAUUUGACAGAAUCAACUAAGCACAACACUGCUUUCCUGGCUAACAACUGCCGACGUUCACUGGUUUUUUUUUUUUCUAUGAGAAUGUUGACUAUGUGACAGCAGUAAUAAAGAUAUUUUACCUUCC